Girardinichthys multiradiatus is the source of this 1180-nucleotide messenger RNA. RefSeq names its product transmembrane protein 241 (gene slc35d4). NCBI's taxonomy places the organism in Eukaryota, Metazoa, Chordata, Actinopteri, Cyprinodontiformes, Goodeidae. The coding region runs from base 189 to 1079 and encodes 296 amino acids. The transcript is spliced from 15 exons. The record is from RefSeq and is a predicted model, not a curated record.
AGGUAUCUGGCGAGUGAACAAUCUCUCCUCUUAUAGACGAUCUUUGUGGCUGGACGUCUUGACGUGUCGUCAGUGAGGGAAGUUUCCGAGCUUGAAAUCCAGUUCUGUUUGAAAAGACGCUACAUUGUAUCAAAUGUUUGAUUUGUCAUAGAAAUCAUGUACCUGCUGCAGCGUGUCUGCGGACCAUCAUGCCCUGGAGAAGCCACAUCUCCGGCCUCGUGUUCAGCGUCGCUUUCGUUGUAUCAUAUUUCACGAAUAAGUUUGUCCUGUCAGUGUUGAAAUUCACCUAUCCAACUUUAUUUCAAGGAUGGCAGACAUUUAUUGGAGCCGCCCUGCUUCUGCUGUCUGGAAAGCUGGGAUGGGUGGAGAUGAAUCUCUUCCCCGGGUACUCCUCUAUCUGCUGCUCUCUCCUGGCUUCCGGGCUCAGUCCUGUUUGUGGGAAAUAUAUACGCUGGUUCCAGGGCCUUAUCACGCAUAGACAUUCCCUUUUUCUUCACUCUGCAGAACUCCUCUCAUGUAGUCAGCUGCAUGAUCGUCUGCGCCUUUCACAGAGAGAAGAAACGGUGGCUCAAAGUCAUCAGCAUUUGUCUCCUGCUGCUGUCAGCCGUCAACCUUCCCCGUUUGACCACAGUGGUUACCUCUGGGCUCUGUGCCACCUCUCCUGUGUUGGUGCAUACAGGGUGUUUCAAGUUCACCACAAGUCCACUAAUCUGAGUUACAUUGAGCAGCAAUGCAUCAACUACUUGUUCAGUGUGCCGCUGCUGGGUCUUGCUUCUCAUCCAACAGGGGACAUCACAGGUGCCUUGGAGUUCCCUUCUCUUCAGUCCCACACCUUUCACUGUGGCUGCUGCGCCAGUGCUUUGCUGGGUUUUCUGUUACUGUUGGCCACAGCCAGAUUAAAACGGGGGCUGACCCUCGAGUACUUUAGGGUUUGGGUUUUUCUGUCAAAGGUCACAGCAGUGGUCCUCUCUCCUUUGGUUUUCUACAUGGACUUUAACUCCGAGUCCCUGCUUUGCGUGAUUGUCAGCCAUGUUGGAGAAGCACUGCUGUUGUAUUCGGACAGAGAAUCUCCACCAUGAAGACACAGCCUGCACUUCUUAAAGAGAUCAUAUUUUUUACUAUUUCACAUUUCCUAAACGGUUUUCUGAUAUUCUGAUUGAAUAAAACUCUGUACAUGUAA